Molecule: messenger RNA, 5958 nt
Organism: Apus apus (common swift)
Lineage: Eukaryota; Metazoa; Chordata; Aves; Apodiformes; Apodidae
Gene: AMPD3
Product: adenosine monophosphate deaminase 3
Exons: 15
Coding region: 87-2411 (774 amino acids)
Biological process (GO): AMP metabolic process; IMP salvage
Cellular component (GO): cytosol
Molecular function (GO): AMP deaminase activity
Source: RefSeq, a predicted model, not a curated record
CGCCUCCGCCUCCUCCGCCAGCGGCUUCUGACAGAGGCUCACCGGCCGGCGGGAGCGCCGGCGGCGGGGCCCGACCCAGCCCCAGCAUGGCUUUCCCCGGGGCACUAGCCGACAUGCCCAGACAGUUUCCAAAGUUGAACAUCUCUGAGGUUGAUGAGCAUGUGCGACUUCUGGCAGAGAAGGUAUUUGCUAAAGUUCUUCGGGAAGAAGACAGCAAAGAUGCCUUGUCACUAUUCACUGUGCCUGAAGACUGCCCUAUUGGACAGAAAGAGGCCAAGGAACGGGAACUGCAGAAGGAACUGGCAGAACAACAAUCUGUGGAAACAGCUAAAAGGAAGAAAAGUUUCAAGAUGAUUCGAUCCCAGUCUUUGUCAUUACAAAUUCCAUCUCAGGAAUGGAAAGCACCAUUGCCCAAUCCUGUUCGGUCUCCUGCAGCACCAGUUCCUCAAAGUGCUUUUCUGCCAGUCCCAGUGCCAUAUGAUGUACCAGAGUUUCAGAGAGUUUCAAUUAGUGGAGACUACUGUGCAGGGGUUACAGUUGAUGAUUAUGAGCAAGCUGCCAAGAGCCUGGUGAAAGCUCUUCUCAUUCGAGAGAAGUACUCCCGUCUCGCCUACCAUCGCUUCCCGAGAACAACCUCUCGGUAUCUGUGCAGCAUGCGAGAUGAAAAAUGGAAGGCUGAAGAUGAAGUGUAUCCAGAUUUCCAUUCACCCCCAGAAGAAAAUGAAGAUCCUUACAAUCUUGAAGAUGCUCCAGACAAUUUGGAUUAUGUUAUCAAGAUAAAAGGUGGCAUUCCUUUUGUUUAUGAUAACAAAGAAAUGAUGGAACUCAAUGAGCCUCGGAGUCUGCCAUAUCCUGACCUGGAGACCUAUACCCUUGAUCUGAGUCACGUUCUUGCUCUAAUUGCAGAUGGUCCAACAAAAACAUAUUGUCAUCGGAGGCUUAACUUUUUAGAAUCUAAAUUUAGUUUGCAUGAGAUGUUAAAUGAAAUGUCAGAAUUUAAAGAACUAAAGAGUAAUCCCCAUCGAGACUUCUAUAAUGUGAGAAAGGUUGAUACUCAUAUCCAUGCUGCUGCCUGCAUGAACCAGAAACACUUGUUGAGGUUUAUUAAGCACACAUAUCAAACGGAGCCCGACAGGAUUGUUGCAGAGAAAAAAGGCAAGAAGAUGACUUUAAAGCAAAUCUUUGAAAGCCUUCACAUGGACCCUUAUGACCUCACUGUAGACUCUUUAGACGUUCACGCAGGUCGCCAAACAUUUCAUCGAUUUGACAAAUUCAAUUCCAAGUACAAUCCAGUUGGUGCCAGUGAGCUGAGAGACUUGUAUCUGAAAACGGAGAACUAUAUUGGUGGUGAAUAUUUUGCUCGUAUGGUCAAGGAAGUAGCCCGUGAACUAGAAGAAAGUAAGUACCAGUACACAGAACCCCGCUUAUCCAUUUAUGGACGGUCUCCAGAUGAAUGGCUGAACUUGGCAAAAUGGUUCAUUAAGCAUAAAGUUUAUUCCCCUAAUAUGCGCUGGAUAAUUCAGGUUCCCAGAAUCUAUGACAUAUUUAGGUCUAAAAAUAUUCUGCCUAGUUUUGGGAAGAUGUUGGAGAACAUCUUUGUACCUUUGUUUGAAGCAACAAUCAAUCCCAAAGACCACAAAGAAUUACACCUUUUCCUCAAAUAUGUGACUGGCUUUGACAGUGUUGAUGAUGAAUCCAAACACAGUGGCCAUAUGUUCUCUGACAAGAGCCUUAACCCUGACCUCUGGACCAGUGAGAAGAAUCCUCCCUAUAGCUACUACUUAUAUUAUAUGUAUGUGAACAUCAUGUUGCUAAACAACCUAAGGAGGGAAAGAGGCAUGUGUACUUUUCUGUUUCGGCCUCACUGUGGAGAAGCUGGGUCUAUCACACACCUUGUAUCAGCCUUUCUGACAGCAGACAACAUUUCUCAUGGAUUGCUCUUGAAGAAGAGUCCUGUCCUCCAGUACCUUUAUUAUCUUGCACAAAUACCCAUUGCUAUGUCUCCACUUAGUAACAACAGUCUAUUCCUGGAGUACUCAAAAAAUCCACUACGGGAAUUUCUACACAAGGGACUCCAUGUGUCUCUCUCCACAGAUGAUCCUAUGCAGUUUCAUUACACAAAGGAAGCUCUCAUGGAAGAAUAUGCUAUUGCAGCCCAGGUGUGGAAACUAAGUACCUGUGACUUGUGUGAAAUAGCAAGAAACAGUGUGUUACAGAGUGGACUGUCAGAUAAGGAGAAACAGAAAUUCUUAGGGGUGAAUUUCUAUAAAGAAGGGCCUGAAGGAAAUGAUAUUCGAAAGACAAAUGUUGCACAGAUCCGGAUGGCCUUCAGGUAUGAGACACUGUGCAAUGAGCUUAGUUUCCUGUCUGAUGCUAUGAGAACAGAAGAGAUUUCUACACUGUCGAAGUAGUUACAAACUCAAGGAAACCAGAAGAUUUCAUUCCUAAGCAGGAUAAGUUGCAAAUUAACAUGGAAUUAUCUGUCGUUGAUGCUACCAAGACGUAAGUGAACAGUACAAGGUAAAACAGAGUAUUUGUGGAAGAUGAAGAGUAUUUGCUGCUACCUUUUACUGAAUUAUUCUCAUUGCAAAAAUUUCAGUUUCUACUGUCUUUCUAAGAUUGCUGUAAAUAGUAAAUGCAAACUCAGAAUCCUGUAAUACUUGUUUCAUACUGUCUUAACUGUGCACUGUACUGUAGCUUGGAAAACAAAAGAGAGUAUUCAUAGCACAUCAGUGAUACACACCUUAGGACUGUGCAGAUGCUGGCAGCAGACAGGCACCUUUUUGUCCUGCUCGUCUCAGUAGCAGUCAUGGCAGUUAACACUUAGAAGCUUAUCCCUUUAUUCAUUUGCAGUUUGUAUGAGGUGCAUAAUUUUGAGGCUACCCUUUCAUUCUGGAAGGUGUUCUGACAGUUUUUAUCUUACUGUUUCAACAGUUACACUGGAAAACAAGAAAAACCAAAUUCUGUUAGUCUUGAUUUAUGACUAAUUAAUUUACGUAGGAUGUCUGUGAAGAACAGCAGAUUAAUGCUUUUUAAUCUAGUAAGCAGAAAACAUGGUGUCAAAAUCAUCACUAUUGUACAUUGUAAUAAUACAUCUAAAUAUAUAACGAAAACUUUGCCUUGAAAGUUGAGAACUUUUGUAUUGCUUUGUAAUGGGAAUGUGUGGAUAUGCCAGUUCAAAUUACUUGAAAAUUUGUGCAGAUAAUUUUGGUUGCAUGUAAAGGGAAAUUUUUACUUGAACAAAGGAAGUGUUCUUAUGAAUCAGCGGUAGAAACUCCAGACCUGGGUUCUGGUCCUACUUCUGACAUCUUUUUACACCUUUGUGUUUGUAUUUUAGUCAGUUAGAGUUGAAUGAACAGUCAAACUGUCUAAAGACCACUUGAAACGUGUCAUUUCCUAUCAUGUUAUGUUAAACUGUUUAUGAUGCGGUGGCUGGUAAAAACAGCUACUGGAAUAUUUAUCACUUUUUUUUUCUAUUUGGUCACAUUCUUAAGACAUAGUACUACUAAUUCAGAAAGGACUGAAGGUAAUUACACAAUACUGUGUUAUUAUAUAUGUUAUGUUGUUAUAAUGUAGAAGUUUCAUGUAGUUUCACACCAAAAAAGACUUGAAGCUAGGGGCAGCAGAGGAUAUUGAUGCCUGCAAGUCUAACUUUACAUUACUUGAUUUACAGGCCUCUAGUCCCUAAGGUAGGAUCUUGAGCCUACAGUUAGAGACCUGGGCAUCUAAUAUAGCACACAGGGAGGUCAGGCAUCUUAGAACAGUAAUUCAGAAUGAAUGCAUAAAAAGCAAAUAAUGAAUACUAGCCAGUCAAGCCUCACUAGACCUAUAACCCUGCAUGGUUUACUAUAUCAGAUGUCUUGUGCCACUUGUAUUUCUUUGGCCAGGCUGUUGUCUUGGGCAGCUACAUCCUUUCUUUCAAGAGCUGAUCAGGUCUCACUUUCCCUUAUAAAUGCAGCCAGAGUAGCAGUGGUGACAACCAGUACCAAACAGCUCAUUAAUGGCAUAAAUGUGUAUAUGCAUUGAAGACAUACACUUUCCCCUUAGGCUGUGGCAGUUCAAAGCUCUACCUACAGGGACACUUUCUUUCAUGUACCUGCUAUCCUGAAUGGUGAUUGCAGGGAAAUGGCACCAAAGUAAGGGAAGGAGGAAUUCCCUUUCACCUCCUGUCAGAGAGAGGCAGAGAGAGAUUAAAUAAGUAGGUCCUUAUGAAGCAGCCUGGGUAUAAGGCUGCUUGCUCCAAGGCAGACCUAGGCACAGGAGCCAAGUUCUGGCCACCCAGUCACCAUUAAAGUUAGCCAGUGUCCUGCACAGGGAGCAGUAGUGAUUGCAGAUGUUCUGCUACCAAAAUAUGGUUGCAGACAGGCUGUGGGAGACUUGACUUCAGCUCUUCAGUGACCUAGCCUAAUGUCUGCACUGUUCAACUGGUGCCAGAUUUUGUAUUCCUUGUGCACCUAGAAGUCGUGUGAAACCGUGCUAAGCUGCUCACCUGUAUGAUCAUGAAAUUGUCCAAAGCUCUAAGUCAACACUGCCUAUUGGUCUCAAUGUUAGUGGCUCAAAUAAUGCGUUAUCAGGUAGUUUUCUUAGGAUGGAGUCUGAAAAUAGUGGUUCAGGCAUUUUAGCUGUGUAAAAUACAGACCUCAUUUCAUUAGUACAAUUUACUAAUAAAUUGUUAUCCACAUAGCAUUAUUUACAUAAGAAAAGCAUCUGUGUCCAGGCUAAAUAAAAAAAUAUUUCAUUUGAAGAAAUGAAGUAUUUUUACCUAAUAAACAUUGCUUUACUUGGGUUGCUUCACCUGAAGAGUACUGUAAAGUACUGCUUUUGUUGUUACUUAGAUUUUUUGUUUAGUUUUCUGAAUAUUAUACCAGAUUUUUGUAUGCUUAAUACCUUUUCAGAUUUCCUUACCUCACACACAUCAGGUUCUAAUGUCUGUAGCUCUUAUUAAAGAAUAAAGCAAAACUGGAUUUGAAUAUUCAGUUAAUGGACAGAAAUUGGGAUUUUUACAACAAUAACAGUAACACACAAGAGGCCACGACCACAAGUUCUGCUUUCUGUGCUUCCUUGUGUGCUGCUUUACGGAUAAAUUGAGCUAAUAAUGUUAUACUUAAGGAAACCAAUCAUCCACAGUAGCUUCCACUACUACGUCUCUUCUGGUAAUCUUUUAAUUAGGCAAAUGUUAUUGAUUCUCAAGUUCAGUUCUUAAACUUCAGCUUUUUCUGUUCUUUUAAAAGUUGCAUUUUUGUUCUAAUGUAUGGCUGUACAAAAUACCCUUGCACUCUUAGGCUGUGUGUGCAAAGAAGGGCAGAUGCAGUGUUCAAGUGUUAAUGACAUCUGAACUACUCUUGUACAUGUUUGCUCAAAUGCUCAAGACAGGGCAGUGGCUGAUUCCUCCCCUGCCCCCUGACAGUGUUGAGAGCAAACCUGGCUACACCACAGCUUGUGUUUUACUCAAAGAGGAAAUAGAAGGAACUAGAAGGACAUCAUUGUAAAUGGUGAUUGGGAAGGGUGUUGCUUCAGAAUGGGGACAUAUCCUAUUUUCUCACCAUUUCAUUGGUGUUAAGGUUCAAACAUUGUUCAAGAUGUCCUUAAAUCUGUUUGCUCAAGAGCAUUUUAGUUUCACCUGACAUAAAUUAUGUAUUUGAUGUUUACAACAUAUCUGAACAAUUUCUAGUGAUGCUCCUCCUUUGAUACUUUAGCAAACUUCAGGCAUUUACUCUGCCACUAGAUAGUAAUUUUUUUUCUCACCCCAGAACUAUGUUAUCUUCUUGUAUCAUUGUUCUUUGCUUGUGGCUAAACCUUUCUGUUCUAUUUGCCUAGUUAAAAUGUCAGUCUCAAAAAGGUGGGAGUGGGGAAGGAUGUCUGUAAAAAUGGCUUUCUUUCUGUGCCUGCACUAAAUUAUGUUUAUCUUUUGCCUCUUGUGGAAGCAUUAAACAUUACACAAAUAAAUUAUAAAAAACA